This is a messenger RNA of Symphalangus syndactylus (siamang), 5373 nucleotides long. RefSeq names its product phosphodiesterase 4C (gene PDE4C). Gene Ontology annotation, biological process: signal transduction. The record is from RefSeq and is a predicted model, not a curated record. Gene Ontology annotation, molecular function: 3',5'-cyclic-nucleotide phosphodiesterase activity. Lineage: Eukaryota; Metazoa; Chordata; Mammalia; Primates; Hylobatidae.
UUUAAAAGCACGAGAGUCUCAGAGAUACUCCUCCUGCCUGUCCUGAGCUUCCACAAAAGCACCAUCUGGGCAUCGACAGCUCCUCGGUGUCGGCCCCACCUUGAGCCCCCGUUCCACCUUCUCCCGCUUCAGCACCGCCGGCGCGGACAGCUCCUCGCUGUCGCCUCCACUCCGGGCCCUGGGCUGGACCCGGGAGCAGACGCUCCUCGGCGCCCGCUCACGGGGACGAGUCCUGCUCCCUGCUAUCCCAGACCCCUUUCUCUGGCGCAUGGAGACCCUGGGGGUCGGCGAAGGGGCAGAGGCGUGCAGCAGGUUGAGUCGCUCUCGCGGCCGCCACAGCAUGACCAGAGCCCCGAAGCACCUGUGGCGGCAACCCCGUCGCCCCAUCCGCAUCCAACAGCGCUUCUAUUCGGAUCCGGACAAGUCCGCGGGCUGCCGCGAGCGGGACCUGAGCCCACGGCCCGGGCUCAGAAAGUCGCGGCUCUCCUGGCCCAUUUCCUCCUGCAGGCGUUUUGACCUGGAAAAUGGGCUCUCGUGCGAGAGGAGGGCCCUGGACCCUCAGUCCAGCCCUGGCCUGGGCCGGGUUAUGCAGGCUCCAGUCCCGCACAGCCAGCGGCGCGAGUCCUUCCUGUAUCGCUCAGAUAGCGACUAUGAACUCUCGCCCAAGGCCAUGUCUCGGAACUCCUCUGUGGCCAGCGACCUACAUGGAGAGGACAUGAUUGUGACGCCCUUUGCCCAGGUCCUGGCCAGUCUGCGGACCGUUCGGAGCAACGUGGCGGCCCUUGCCCGCCUGCAAUGCCUAGGAGCAGCCAAGCAGGGACCGGUCGGGAACCCUUCAUCCAGCAAUCAGCCCCCUCCGCCUGCAGAGGACACGGGGCAGAAGCUGGCAUUGGAGACGCUAGACGAGCUGGACUGGUGCCUGGAUCAGUUGGAGACGCUGCAGACCCGGCACUCGGUGGGGGAGAUGGCCUCCAACAAGUUCAAGCGGAUCCUGAACCGGGAGUUGACCCACCUGUCCGAAACCAGCCGCUCCGGGAACCAGGUGUCCGAGUACAUCUCCCGGACCUUCCUGGACCAGCAGACUGAGGUGGAGCUGCCCAAGGUGACCACUGAGGAGGCCCCACAGCCCAUGUCCCGGAUCAGUGGCCUACAUGGGCUAUGCCACAGUGCCAGCCUCUCCUCAGCCACUGUCCCACGCUUUGGGGUCCAGACUGACCAGGAGGAGCAACUGGCCAAGGAGCUAGAAGACACCAACAAGUGGGGACUUGACGUGUUCAAGGUGGCGGAGCUAAGUGGGAACCGGCCCCUCACAGCUAUCAUAUUCAGCAUUUUUCAGGAGCGGGACCUGCUGAAGACAUUCCAGAUCCCAGCAGACACACUGGCCACCUACCUGCUGAUGCUGGAGGGUCACUACCAUGCCAAUGUGGCCUAUCACAACAGCCUACAUGCCGCUGACGUGGCCCAGUCCACGCAUGUGCUGCUGGCUACGCCCGCCCUCGAGGCUGUGUUCACAGACUUGGAAAUCCUGGCUGCCCUCUUUGCAAGUGCCAUCCAUGAUGUGGACCAUCCUGGGGUCUCCAACCAGUUUCUGAUUAACACCAACUCAGAGCUGGCGCUUAUGUACAACGACGCCUCGGUGCUGGAGAACCACCACCUGGCUGUGGGCUUCAAGCUGCUGCAGGCAGAGAACUGCGAUAUCUUCCAGAACCUCAGCGCCAAGCAGCGACUGAGUCUGCGCAGGAUGGUCAUUGACAUGGUGUUGGCCACAGACAUGUCCAAACACAUGAACCUCCUGGCCGACCUCAAGACCAUGGUGGAGACCAAGAAGGUGACAAGCCUCGGUGUCCUCCUCCUGGACAACUAUUCUGACCGAAUCCAGGUCUUGCAGAACCUGGUGCACUGUGCUGAUCUGAGCAACCCCACCAAACCACUGCCCCUGUACCGCCAGUGGACGGACCGCAUCAUGGCCGAGUUCUUCCAGCAGGGAGACCGCGAGCGUGAGUCCGGCCUGGACAUCAGUCCCAUGUGUGACAAGCACACGGCCUCAGUGGAGAAGUCCCAGGUGGGUUUCAUUGACUACAUUGCCCACCCACUGUGGGAGACUUGGGCUGACCUGGUCCACCCAGAUGCACAGGACCUGCUGGACACGCUGGAGGACAAUCGAGAGUGGUACCAGAGCAAGAUCCCCCGAAGUCCCUCAGACCUCACCAACCCUGAGCGGGAUGGGCCUGACAGAUUCCAGUUUGAACUGACUCUGGAGGAGGCAGAGGAAGAGGAUGAGGAGGAAGAAGAGGAGGAGGAAGAGACAGCUUUAGACAAAGAAGCCUUGGAGUUGCCUGACACUGAACUCCUGUCCCCUGAAGCCGGCCCAGACCCUGGGGACUUACCCCUUGACAACCAGAGGACUUAGGGCCAGCCCUGCGUGAACUGCAGGGGCAAUGGAUGGUAAAGCCCUUUGGCUCUUGGCAGCAGCCUUUCCAGGAAGAGGCUCCAUGUGGCUCCUGCUUCACUUUCCCACCCACUGAGGGAGGCAAUCAAGCUCUUAGUUAUAGGUGACUCCCAGGGUUUAAUUGGAGGCACCUGGCUGGGGUCCACUCUGACCCCGGACUUGCCUAAAAGAGCUCUCUAAGGGGCAGCCUCUUAUAAUGACCUUGGUGUCUUUCUGCUGGGCUUCUAUCCCUGUGAGGAGAGGUGCUGUCUGCUGCAGCCUCUAGUCCACCCUCUCCAGUGGUCACUCUUGAGCCUCAUCUAUCACUUAAUUAUUUCCUUCUUUAUCAAAUAUUUAUUGCCCAUCUACUUUGUGCCAGCUUUAUGCCUCUGUAGUAGCCCUGCACAAGGGGUGGGGAGUCAGGAGACCAUCCCAAGGGCAUCUCCCCGUCUUCCUCUACCAGGCAGCUCUCUGCAGGAGCAUGGAAGUGUGAAUGGGGAAAUUUUGAGCACCAAAACUUCAUUCAUACCCAAUUUUGUUUCUGAAACUGCGGUAGGGGGCAGGAAGAGGAGCAGAAAAGAGGCGCUGGGCAAGGCAUGGUGGCUUAUGCCUGUAAUCCCGGCACUUUGGGGGGCUGAGGUGGGAGGAUUGCUUAAGCUCAGGAGUUCGAGACCAGCCUGGGCAACAUAGCAAGACCCCCCUGUCUCUGAAAAAAAAAAAAAAUUAGCCAGGCAUGGUGGUGUGCACCUGUAGUCCCAGCUACUCAGAAGGUUGAGACAAAGAGGAUCGCUUGAGCCCAGGAGUUGGAGGCUGAAGAGAGCUAUGAUUGCAUCACUGCACUCCAGCCUGGGCAACACAGCGAGAUCCUGUCUAAAAAUAAAAAGAGAAGGAAAGGAAAGAGAGGGGGCUCUGAGGCCGAGCACGGUGGCCCAUGCCCAUAAUCCCAGCACUUUGGGAGGCUGAGGCACGUGGAUCACCUGAGGUUAGGAGUUCGAGACCAGCCUGGCCAACAUGGUGAAACCCCAUCUCUACUAAAAAUACAAAAAUUUGCUGGGUGCGGUGGCGGGCGCCUGUAAUCCCAGCUACUCGGGAGGCUGAGGCAGGAGAAUCACUUGAACUCAGGAGGUGGAGGUUGCAGUGAGCCGAAAUCAUGCCACUGCACUCCAGCCUGGGUGACAGAGCAAGACACUGUCUCAAAAAAAAAAAAAAGAAAAAAUAGCCAGGCCAGGUGGCUCAUGCCUGUAAUCCUAGUACUUUGGGAGGCUGAGUGGGGGUGGAUCGCCUGAGAUCAGGGGUUCGAGAUCAGCCUGGCCAACAUAGUGAAACCCUGUCUCUACUAAAAUUACAAAAAUUUAGAGGCUGGGCGCUGCGGCUUACGCCUGUAAUCCCAGAACUUUGGGAGGCCGAGGCGGGUGGAUCACGAGGUCAGGAGUUCCAGACCAGCCUGGCCAACACGGUGAAACUCCGUCUCUACUAAAAAUACACAAAUUAGCUGGGCAUGGUGGUGGGCGCCUGUAAUCCCAGCUACUCCGAAGGCUGAGGCAGGAGAAUCACUUGAACCUGGGAGGCAGGGCUUGCAGUGAGCCAAGAUCAUGCCAUUGCACUCCAGCCUGGGUGACAGAGCAAGACUCCAUCUCAAAAAGAAAAAAAAAAAAAAUUAGCCGGGCAUGGAGGCAGGCGCCUGUAAUCCCAGCUACUUGAGAGGCAGAGGCAGGAGAAUCACUUGAACCCGGGAGGUGGAGGUUGUGGUUAGCCGAGGUCGCGCCACUGCACUCCAGCCUGGACAACAACAACAAAAAGAGGGCGCUCUGUGCCCGGCAAGUCUCUGAAGACUGAUUGAACCUAUGCACCAGUUGUUGCUUUAAGUCGCUUUAUUUUCUGUCUUUGGUGUCUCUGGAUGUAGGAGCCCCCUGCUUUCUCUGUCCUCAGAACUCCAUACUGGGUCCCCCACAUGUUCCUCCUUCCCUAGGACAGCAACAAAAACACACAAUUUUCCCUCUCUAGCAGGUCUCUAAGUCUCCUGAUUCCUGAAACUGCCUCAGAUUCCCCCUAGAGGGAGGGAGGCCCCUGAGGCUUUCUUGCCAUCAUAGCCCCUUCUGGGCCUCAGUUUCCCCUCUGUAACCUGAUCCUAGUACUUGGAUAAACUCCGACUGGGUAUGGGGGGUUGUUGUCUGUGACCUCCCUGAAAUAUCCUAGACAUUUGGGGUACUGAACAUUUAUCUGGGGUUAAAUAAAAUCUUUACAGCUUAAAACAUUCAAUUGACCAAAUUGAGUGUCCUGGCCAUUUCACCGAUGAGGAAACUGAGGCGCAGAGAGGUCCUCUUGCCAGCUCAAAGUCAAGCAUCUGAGCGCCCAAUGUUAGCCAGCGGCGCCCCCUGGUGGCGGGCGUGGGAGACACGGCGGGGCGCGCUUGUCGGCGGUUGGGGGUGGGUCGGAGGGGUGGCAUCCUCCAGCCCUGAUGGUCCCACUUACCGCACCUCGCCGGGAAGAGCUCGUCCUGCUGGUCGGGCCUCCGAGCGGACUGGGCAGCACCAUGCUCAAGCCUGGGGUUCGAUCCCCGCCUCCAGAAGCCUCAGUAUCCAUCCCUCCCCUCUGCCUCCCUCUUUGCGUGCCUGAAUAUUUAUACAAGAUACAGGCGUCAUCACAACCGCCCUCGGCUUCCAGAGCAGCUGGCUUCGUUCAUAAAUAUUAUAACCACUCAGAAUUCAUCAUCAUCACAGUUAAUGAUAAAAUUCCACAGUGCCAGAACUAAAAGUCAUCCGGGUUCACGAACUUGGUGCAUUUCCUUCCAGACUUUUAAAAAGCAGAUAUUUAGGGAAUUUUUUUUUCAAGAUUUUUCCCCCCAGUCCGCUUACAAAGUAAUAACAUGUUCGCUGUAAAAAAUUUGGAAAUAAUGGAAAUGUAUAAAGAAGGAAAUAAAAUUCUGCUGUAUCUCCACCCAUAGA